CAGCGGUUUCACAUCGCGUGGUCCGUUCCGUCGUGUCGGAGCGGGGUUUUGUGUUGUGUCCGGUUCGUGGGGUUGGAUUGGUUUUUUUUUCGGAGGAGCAAGUUUAGAAAAAGCGAAUGCUAUUUUUUGCCACUUUGAUUGAAGUCGGUGUUUGUGAAGUGUUGAUCCCGGCCCGAUUCAACCGGGUUAUGUGAUGUUCGUCGAGAAGAGUCAAGCGUUUUGCACGGGAAAUUGGACCCACCGACCUCCGGCAGAUGCAGUUUAGAGAAGCAGAUGACGGGGUGAAGCCGAUUAAUAGCUCAGCGCGGUGUGAUUAAGCGCAAAUGGGAGGAGCACGUGUUUGAAGAAAUCGUCGUUGGCAGAGUUAGUGCGAAGAAUCAGCAGAGUCAGUGUGUUUUGGAGAAAUUAAUUUGUGGCUGGACCACCUGCUGCUGGUGGGUUCUGGGUGUUACAACUAAUCCGCCUGGAGUGUGGUUUUAUGUGGAAGUGAAGUUUGGUGAAGCAGAAACGAAAAUUCGCUGCGUUGUUUCUGAGAAAUUGAAAAUGGAGCAGUAGUUUUGUGCAUGGUUCAGCUGAGUGGGGAUUACAACAAGUUGAAUUGUUUCUCAUGAAGUAGAGUUGCAUGAAUUGUUUGCAAAACAAAUGAUUAUUGUUAGUUAGAUUGAUCAAAUGUGUAAAAAUGAAGUUCAAAAUUGGAACCUAAAUCCGUGUACUGCAAAAGUAUUUGAUGUUUGAUAAACCUGUUUGAUGGACGUGACACCAGCUGAUUGAAUCAAUUUGGUCCAUCCAUCGGUACAGCUGCAACAUAGUCACAUUCAACCAUCAUCAUCUUCGCCGUCGCUGCAAAACUGAUCAUCGCCACAAAACCCGUUGCAACCCGUUGCAAUUAUAAAUAACCGCCUGGCGUGUUUGUCACGGGAAAACCAUUCAGCACCCCCAACUUAACAAGUGCUCGGCUGUGAAGGAAAUUAAUGUGACACGGCCGCGAAUAAAUGGGCAUCCCUUGGCCAGAAGCCCCGAAGCGUUUCGUGAUCAGGAGAGAAGAAUUCGUGCGUUGCUUAUUUCUGUAGGUUGGUUCUGUUAAUAAAUAAAAACAUCACAAACUGAUCCCUCUUGAGCGAAAUCCAAAACGCCCACUGUAGUUGUGUAGUGCAGUCCGCAAACAACCACAAAAUUGAAAAUCCCCAGUUUGUGAAAACUUUUCCCAUGGGUACAAGACAGUUGGCAGCAUCAACAGCCUCACCACCAGUGUUCCGUGAAGUAUUUUGCCGCCAAAAACAUUAACAAUGCCACCACCAGCGGAACCAACUUCACCAACACGGGACAACUCGUCGCCGAUAUCACAGCUGAACGGUUCCGUACAAGUUCCGGUGUGUGAUGACGCCCAGCUCUGGAUUUGAGCGCCAGCAGUUUACGAGAGCAAUCCCGAGGAUAUUUGCUGUGAGAAGUUGCAGUUUUUAGCGCAAAUUUAUCUCCGCUGAGCAGCGCACACAAACAUACAAGCAAACAGUAAUACACGUGGAGAGGGAUCCCCCCAGCUGAUCCUUGAAUAGUGGAGUUUAACCAAAACAAACGCGCCAAAGUGAAACAUUUUCGUACAAAACAAAACAAGCCAGCAAAAUGUCCUCAUCAACGACAACGGAAGCCAGCGUGGAUGUGUCCGAGCUGAAACGCCUCGAAUGUCUGGCGAAACUGAACGAAUCCGUCGAAUCCGCCUCCGACAGUGACCAACUGUUCUGCCGGGGGACCUGGGAUGGGUGGCAGUGUUGGCCGGACACGGCCGCCGGAAGGAUAGCCUACGCACCCUGUCCAGAGUUCGUCUUCGGAUUCGAUACCACUCGUUUUGCGCACAAAGCCUGCGACGAGCAGGGUGAGUGGUUCCGGCAUCCGGAAACCAACAGAACCUGGUCCAACUACACAACCUGCGUGAACAUCGACGAUUUUACGUGGAGCAGGCAAAUAAACACAAUAUACGAAACGGGAUAUUCCAUCUCAUUGAUAGCCCUCAUCCUGUCCCUCGGUAUUCUAAGCUACUUUAGGUCCCUCAAAUGUGCCCGGAUAACGCUCCACAUGAACCUGUUUGCGUCGUUCGCCACAAAUAAUACCCUCUGGCUGCUGUGGUAUCGGAUGGUGCUGGCAGAUCCGGAAGUGCUCAGUCACAACGGGUCCCCCUGCAUCACGCUGCACCUGGUGCUGCACUACUUCCUGAUCACCAACUACGCGUGGAUGCUGUGCGAGGGCUUCUACCUGCACACGGUCCUGGUGUCGGCGUUCGUGUCCGAGAAAAAGCUCGUCAAGUGGCUGGUCGUGCUCGGCUGGACCGUCCCGGCCUGCGUCAUCGUGCUGUACGGGGUGCUGCGCGGGACGUACGGCACCGACGAGGACGUUACGCUCUGCUGGAUGACCGAGAGUUCCUACGGGAUGGUGUUCAUCGUUCCGGUUUGCAUCUCGAUGCUGCUCAAUCUGCUGUUCCUGUGCAACAUUGUGCGGGUGGUGCUGCUCAAAAUGCGUGCCCCGGCCGGACCCCAGGGCUCGGGCCCCUCCCGGACCAUCCUGCAGGCGUUCCGGGCCACCCUCUUGCUCGUCCCACUGCUCGGCCUCCAGUACAUGCUGACUCCGUUCCGGCCCGACCCUGGCCAUCCGUACGAGCGGGUUUACGAAACGAUAUCCGCGUUCACGGCCUCAUUUCAGGGCCUCUUCGUGGCCGUCCUGUUUUGCUUCUUCAACGGGGAGGUGAUCGCACAAGUCAAGCGGAAGUGGCGCACCGUGUUCCUCCGGACGCGGACCAACUCGUACACGGCGACGCAAGUGUCCCCGGUCCGCUUGCAGUUUGUCCGCACCGGUCCGCACGUGCCCGGCGAGGAAAAGGUCUGACUAAAGGAGUACCCCCGGAGCAACUCGGUCGUGCCCCCGCGGCUGUCCCCCUCGGACUCCACCACGCUGAACCACGACCC
Messenger RNA from Culex quinquefasciatus (southern house mosquito), 2954 nucleotides. RefSeq names its product calcitonin gene-related peptide type 1 receptor (gene Dh31-R). The coding region runs from base 1621 to 2874 and encodes 417 amino acids. Gene Ontology annotation, biological process: cell surface receptor signaling pathway; adenylate cyclase-modulating G protein-coupled receptor signaling pathway. NCBI's taxonomy places the organism in Eukaryota, Metazoa, Arthropoda, Insecta, Diptera, Culicidae. Gene Ontology annotation, cellular component: plasma membrane. The transcript has 13 exons. Gene Ontology annotation, molecular function: calcitonin receptor activity. The record is from RefSeq and is a predicted model, not a curated record.